AUGUCAAAACGACCUGCUUUGGCGGCCAUAGAGGUCAGUGAGGAUCAGCCUGCGACGCGACGUCGUCAAGACCCUGUCUCUUGUCAAGUGUGUCGCAAGAAGAAGCUCAAGUGCUCGCGCACCUUCCCAUGUUCGAAUUGCGUAUCGAGAGGUCUCGAAUGCCAACCGCCCGAUGCAGCACAAUGGCCUUCGGACCAGCAGUCGAGCAGCUCUGCCAACGUCUCAGCAGCUGCCUCUGACAGCUCAGUCUUGGCACGGGUUCUGGAACGACUUCAAAGACUUGAGGAUAUCGUUCUUACCAAAUCUGACAAUAUUGUGCGGGAUAGAGCCAGCGAGAAUACUCCAAGCAGUUCCAUUCCAGCUUUGCAUGAGGAUGUUGUGCAGAACGAGAUAUUCCACACUAUCGGAAGGUCCAACGCCUCACCGCAAGCGAAUAUCGAGCAACACGAAGAUGAGUUUCGCGAUACAGAAAUCAUUGGAUCAAGACCGACAGAUGCAAUCAUCAAAGAAGCAAGCUUUCUGUUCACCUCUGCAAAAGUGUCAGAAAUUGCCUUUGACCUCAAUCUGAGAAUGCCCGUCUUGACCAGCAUAUCUGUGGAAGGCAACAAGGUGAUUCGGCGCAUCUGCCUACCUGAAAGGGAGGAAGCUCGUAUUCUGUUCCAGACAUUUGCCAAAUCGCUUGGCUCAUGGUAUCACAUCUACCACAAACGGACAGUCGAAAUUCUCCUUGACAAGACUUACUACCAGAUCGUCUGCGGCCACAAUCCAGGUCUACCACAAGUGGCUUUGCUGCUUAGUAUAUUCGCAAGUGGAGCAUACUUCCAAGCAUCCAUAGCAUGGCCAGAAUGUGUUUUCUCGGACCCGCAGAUCGCUAAUCAGCUGUCUAUGAAUUGGAAGCAGAACACACUCGAUAUCCUGGAUCACAUCGAGCGGUCCACCACACCUACUGCUGUGGAACAGCUGCAGGCCACCAUAAUAAUGUCUUUGAUGAUACAAAACUUCGAGGGACUAUCAAAGAAGUACUGGUUGAUGCACAGUACAUCUACCACUCUCGCCAAGGACCUGUCUAUACAUGUCUUGGAUCACCCAAGAAGAGCCAAAUCCAAAGAUAUGGUCGAAAAUGAGGUCAAACGAAGGAUAUGGUGGUACUUGGCGACUACUGACUGGUUGCUCGGUAGUAUGCCUAGUCCCCAAGAAGGAACAUACAGCAUCAACCCUCGACACAUUCAUGUCAACAAACCGAUGAACGUUGACGAUGAUGAUCUUCUUGGACAGAAUGUCGUUGAUAAGCCGUUGUCAAUACCGACCGAGAUGUCUUAUUUCCUGGUUAGAACGCAUGGUGGAGAGGUAUGUCGAGUUCUUGCUGAUCUAGUACAUCCGCUGGCCUCUGGUGUCAACAGUGUGGAUUACGAGGAGAUUGUUGCUCUCGAGCGGACGACCGCGACAAUAACGGACAACAUGCCGUUCUAUUUUCAGCUCGAUGAAGAAAGUCGCAAGAAAACAGAACCAUAUCUCAGCAAGUAUCCACAAUUAGCGACACAGAGAUAUCUCCUGCAACAAGGACUCCACUGUCAUCGAAGCAGAAUACAUCGACCUUUCCUCAUCCGUGGUUCUUUAGACGCAAGAUUCCAUUUCUCUCGAACGGCAUGUCUAGAGUCCGUGAGGAAGAGCUUGGAAAUUCGUCGUCUGUUGAACCAGGAGAAACGUGGUGCGGUUUUGCCAAUCGCAAGGCUGAAUUUUGUCUUGUAUCAUGUGUUCAUGGCUGCACUUACAUUGGCCCUCGAUUUGUGCUUCAACAAGUCGGCUACCGAAGCUGAGGAUCGAAGUCGACGAGCCGAGCUGAAGGAAGCAUGUCUGAUGCUUCAAGAGUCCAAGACGGAGAUGCCGGCAGCUGAUCGUUUCUUGACACCAUUGAUGGAACUACUGCGAAAGCACAAGAUUCAGUUGCAAGAUGCUGGAGUGCAUAAUCAGUACCUGACUCCACCGGAGUCGACAACGACACCAAGCCUGCAGACGAUACACACAGGCAGUUCAUAUCCUGAUCAGAGUACAACUGCCCAAGUACAGAUUGUGCCAGAGCGAAAUGCUUCACUCACCGCCAAUCCAGAUAUGGACUUUGAUGGCUUGUGGCAAGAGUUUAUCAGCAUGGUCCCAGACUCGAGCGCUCCAGGAUGGGAUGACCUUCUAGCCGAUUUUGAUCAGGCUAGCCUUUUCAUGGGCGUGUAG
Messenger RNA from Aureobasidium melanogenum CBS 110374, 2226 nucleotides. RefSeq lists its product as uncharacterized. Gene Ontology annotation, biological process: regulation of DNA-templated transcription. The transcript is spliced from 4 exons. The record is from RefSeq and is a predicted model, not a curated record. The coding region runs from base 1 to 2226 and encodes 741 amino acids. Gene Ontology annotation, molecular function: zinc ion binding; DNA-binding transcription factor activity, RNA polymerase II-specific. Lineage: Eukaryota; Fungi; Ascomycota; Dothideomycetes; Dothideales; Saccotheciaceae.